Molecule: messenger RNA, 1503 nt
Organism: Protomyces lactucae-debilis
Lineage: Eukaryota; Fungi; Ascomycota; Taphrinomycetes; Taphrinales; Protomycetaceae
Product: AFG1-like ATPase-domain-containing protein
Exons: 2
Coding region: 29-1474 (481 amino acids)
Biological process (GO): protein quality control for misfolded or incompletely synthesized proteins
Cellular component (GO): cytoplasm; mitochondrion
Molecular function (GO): ATP hydrolysis activity; ATP binding
Source: RefSeq, a predicted model, not a curated record
AACCUCCGCAAAGACACUGGACCAGCACAUGCUUCUGCGGUCUCAGGCCUGCACGCGUGGCUGGCGGCCCCGGAGUAUCUUGAGCAAAGGCCGCAGCUACAGUAGUAUUCCUGUGGUAGACAAGUCACCGCUUGAGCUGUAUGAUGCACGAUGCGAGCAAGGCAUCUUGAGACCAGACGCACAUCAGCGGAAUGUCAUAAAGGCGACCAUCACACGGCUUUACACUGACUUGGAGCAUCACACUUUUCCACUCGUUGAGCCACCAAGAGUCGACGAACACCGGAAAGCACCAAUCGAAGAUGGCAUUGGAGGGGACGCGAACCACUUCAAGGGCAGCAUCUUUGAUGUCCUCAACUUGAGAAGCAUCUUUGCGAGCAGGCCAGUCAAGGCUCCGAAGACGAAGGCACCAGAAGUACCUCCUAAGCUCGUGAAAGGCUUGUAUCUGCAUGGCGAUGUCGGGUGCGGCAAGACCAUGCUCAUGGAUCUAUUCUAUGCAACCCUACCGAGCAAUAUCAAGCGGAAACAGCGUGUCCAUUUCCACAGCUUCAUGCUGUCCAUCCAUAAAAGAGCUCAUCAGCUCAAGGCAGAGCAAGGAAAUGCCUUUAACGCUAUUCCUUUCAUUGCAGCUGAAAUUGCUACAAAGAGCUCUGUGCUUUGCUUUGAUGAGUUUCAAGUCACUGACAUUGUCGAUGCGAUGAUUCUUCGAACGCUUCUGUCUUCCCUGCUCAAGCACGGUGUGGUAAUCUUUACAACCAGCAACAGAGCUCCCAAAGAAUUGUACCUGGGCGGCAUUCAGCGUGUCAGCUUCUUGCCCUGUAUUGAGCUUCUCAGUACGAAGCUUGAUGUCGUUUGCCUAGACAGCCAUACAGAUUACAGGAAAGAGGACAAGCUGCUCUCCAAUGUGUAUCAUGCUGGCUUGGGGCCCGAAGCGCAGGCACAUGCAGACUCUUGGUUCAGACGUCUUGGUGAUUUUGAAGAGGAUCCUCCUCAUCCUACAGUCCAGCGCAGCUGGGGUCGUCCCAUUCGCGUGCCUGCGGCCAGUGGUGAUGCAGCUCGCUUCACCUUUCAAGAGAUUUGUGGUGAUCCCCUGAGUGCUGCAGAUUACCUUGAACUGGCGCGAAAGUACAAAGCAUUCAUCAUUACAGAUAUCCCACGACUCAGCAUGAAUGAGAAGGACCUGGCACGGCGGCUCAUCACGUUGAUUGAUUCAUUAUAUGAGAAUGGCACCAAAUUGAUUGUUACGAGUGAGGUACCCAUGGCAGAGAUCUUUUCCCCAGAUGGCGGUAAGAAGGCAGAUCCUGAUGUUCCACUUGAUGGUGCCAUGCGAUCCAUGAUGGACGAUUUGGAUCUGGAUAUGGAGAAACUCAUGGACAGCUCCAUCUUCACAGGACAAGAAGAACGCUUCGCUUUCCAUCGAUGCCUGUCUCGCAUCAGCCAGAUGGGUACGCAAGCCUGGGCAAAUCAAGUCACAUAGACGAGACAGUCUAAUCAGCAUUGUUCAUU